Molecule: messenger RNA, 2091 nt
Organism: Cherax quadricarinatus
Lineage: Eukaryota; Metazoa; Arthropoda; Malacostraca; Decapoda; Parastacidae
Product: hepatocyte nuclear factor 3-gamma-like
Biological process (GO): anatomical structure morphogenesis; cell differentiation; regulation of transcription by RNA polymerase II
Molecular function (GO): RNA polymerase II cis-regulatory region sequence-specific DNA binding; DNA-binding transcription factor activity, RNA polymerase II-specific
Source: RefSeq, a predicted model, not a curated record
GAGAGCUGUGCUACACUGCCGCUCUGUGUUAUUGCGUUACCCACACGUGUGAUGGAGGCGGUGUGUGGGCGUGAGUCCCCGGUAUCGCCGCCCACGGUGGUGGCGCCCGUGGCUGUCAAGGCUGUGAGUGAGGCCCACACGAUGCCCGUGCCCACUGACCAGCAGCGCCUGCUGUACCAGUUGGCCCUGGCCGAACGCCUCCGUCUGGCCUCCGCUGGCCUGGCCUGGGCCAGACCCCCGCUCUCACCGCACCAUCACCACCUCCAGGAGGCCACCAUGGGCGGCAUGAUGGGCGGUCUCAUGAGCAACCACAUCAUGGGCGGCCUGGGAACACCGCUGAUGGGCGGUCUCAACACCGCAGGCUUCGGGAACGCGCUGAUGGGCGGCCCCGCGGGUCCGCCGGUCGCCGCAGCCUACCCGCAUCCGCCGCACCCGCUCUAUGGUUACCGCCUGAUGGACCCGCGGGUCUUGUUGCCCCGGGGCCCCGAGGAACCCAAGCCUCAACACUCAUACAUCGGUCUCAUCGCCAUGGCCAUCCUCAGCAGCCCUGAGAAGAAACUGGUCCUUAGUGACAUCUACCAGUAUAUCCUGGAUCACUACCCGUACUUCCGGUCCAGAGGACCCGGCUGGCGCAACUCCAUCCGUCACAACCUCUCCCUCAACGACUGCUUCGUCAAGGCUGGCCGCUCCGCUAACGGCAAGGGCCAUUACUGGGCCAUUCAUCCUGCUAACAUCGACGACUUUCGGCGAGGUGACUUCCGUCGGCGGCGCGCUCAGCGCCGCGUCCGGAAGCAUUUGGGUCUGGCCGUGGAUGACGACUCUUCACCGGAGCCGCCCUCGCCCACGGCUGCCCUCACUCUCACCCACGACACGCCCAUGGCCGCCCACCACACCACCCUCACCGCCCCAGAUGACGCCUCCUCCCAGUCACAAGCAUCUCCAGGCUCACACCCUCAGCCCGCCGCGCCCCGCAAGCGGCAGUUCGACGUGGCCAGCCUCUUGGCCCCUGACGACAAAGUGGCCAAGACCCGCCGACACACUGACGACCAAGACUCGGCUGAGAUUGACGUCGUUAGUGAUGACCCCGGUGACGACUCUGGCCCCGUCGCCGCCGCCGCUAGAUCCACCUCCCCAGCUCCUCCAGACGACGACCACGACGACGAUGACCACGACGAGGACGAGGAGCGCCCCUGGUCCCUGCUGGGGUGGGUGUCAGGGGCGUCCUGGCCUAUACCCACCACCACAAAUAACGACUCUCACCCACGACCCACACACGACCCUUCCACUGCCCAGUGAACCUACAACAGGUACCUACUAUAAACAUCACGUGACCUACAAUAGACGCCAUGAAAGAUACAAUAGGCGCUGUGCAACAUACAAUAAGAUACAAUAGGCGCUGUGCAACAUACAAUAAGAUACAAUAGGCGCUGUGCAACAUACAAUAAGAUACAAUAGGUUCUGUGUAACAUACAAUAAGAUUCAAUAAGCGCUAUGUGACCUGCAAUAAGCGCGAUGUGGCCUGCAAUAGAUGUCAUGAAACUCAGUAGGUAUUGUGUGACCUCCUACACUCACUAUGGCCUAUAAGAGACACCAGGUGACCUCUACUAAGAGGUUCACCAUGAAAGAUGUCACUCAUCUCCCACAACACACUCUGGGGGACUCGGAGAGGUCACUCAUCUUCCACAAUACACUCUGGGAGGCCCAGAGAGGUCACUUAUCUCCCACAACACACUCGGGGACACUCAUCUCCCACAACACACUCGGGGACAUUCAUCUCCCACAACACACCAUGGGAGGCCUAGAGAAGUCAGUCAUCUCCCACAACACACUCAGGGAGAAUUAGAGGGUUAAUUAUCUCUCACAACACAUUCUGGAUCAAUCGUCUCCCACAACACAAUAUGGGAUUGCCAGAGAGGUUAAUCAUCUCCCACAACACACUCUGGGAGACUCAUCUCCCACAACACACUCUGGGAGACUCAUCUCCCACAACACACUCUGGGAGGCUCAUCUCCCACAACACACUCUGGGAGACUCAUCUCCCACAACACACUCUGGGAGACUCAUCUCCCACAACACACUCUGGGAGGCUCG